This is a messenger RNA of Salvelinus fontinalis (brook trout), 1699 nucleotides long. RefSeq lists its product as uncharacterized. The coding region runs from base 272 to 799 and encodes 175 amino acids. The transcript is spliced from 3 exons. NCBI's taxonomy places the organism in Eukaryota, Metazoa, Chordata, Actinopteri, Salmoniformes, Salmonidae. The record is from RefSeq and is a predicted model, not a curated record.
CCUUCAGUCUCUACCACUCUGCUCAGAGAGGAGGGAAAAGGACCUGCUGUCAUUCUGAACCAUUCACUUGGACUUAGUAUCACAGACAAGCCUUUCUAUUCUUCUGACCAAAGCAACUGUAGAAGUAACGGAAGACGACAACUGUCUACUGGAUAGAUACUGAGAAGUAAAUCAGAGAAAGACAAAUCACAAUAAGAGAAAGACGGUAAAGGAGUAGUCCCAUUUUAGAUAGUGGUCUGUUUUUUCAGUCAGGCUGGCCAAAGACACUGACAUGGCAGAAGAGAUGAACCACACCUCGGAGGCCCAGGAGACACAGACCAACGGAGAACACAGCCUAACAGACUCCCCUAUCCUGGGGAACAUGGUACGCACCGAGCUGGAAUGGGACGUGCCCAUGAGUGUCCCUUUGCCCAUCGAGGUCAUCAGUACUGACCAGCCUUUCCCGUUCCUGGACACCACCCUGGCAGACCUGGGCAUCGAAGAAUCCGCAGUGAAGGAGCGGGUGGUGUGGGUGGACACCAAGCGGACGCAGGUGAAGAGCAAGUCAGGCAAACUGAAGGAGAAGGAAAUCACCAUCUUGGAGGUACGGGUCAAGGCCCAGAUCCCCGGAGACAAGAAGACCCAGGAGGUACUCUACAGCACCGAGUCCCACACAGACCGCUCCUUCUGUCGGACCGGAGUGGAUAUCCUGCCCUGGAAGAGUCACACACAGACAGAGGAGAAUGGCUUCCAGCCAGUAGAGAUGACCAUGGCCUUGGACAUCGAGUCACAGCCCAAACAGGAGAUUCGAGAGGUGUGAGGGAACACUCAGGAUCAUCGCCAGAAAAAGCUAUAACUUAAUGAUCAGUGCAAUUAAACAUGGAUCAGCCACUCAGGCUUUGAAUUGUAAAAACAUUUAAGCAAAAAAAACAAAAGCAAAGUCGACCUGUAAAGCUAUCUAUGCCUUUGCUGUUAUACCAUGCUCUAUAUCUAAAUCAGGGAUGGAUAACUUUGAUUGGGGUGGGGGCCACAACUGAACCCCUGAAAAUGUUGCUGCUUAAAGCAAGUUUGCUGCAAUUCUACAAUUGGAGAGAAAUGUUUGCAGUUUUUAAUAUGAUAUCUGAGUGAGACUGACUAACAAAAUCAAAUGGGGGCCCCCCAGACAGUAAUUCGACCAUGAUAACAAGUUUAGAUAGCCGGCCGCUAGAUUAAUUUACCAAUCUUAAUUUUUUUUAAGAUGGGCUAAUUGAUUGACUAUUAAUUAACCGACAUGGGCUAAUUGAUUGACUAUUAGUGUCUGACACAUGAGGGAAAACUGCAGACGCACAACUACAUUUCAAAAUUGCACCUUGCUUAUUCUACUAUUUAAACUCAAAAAAGUAAGUGGAGAUCCCAACAGGAAAUUGAGCCGCAUGUGGUCUGACAGAUGCACAUCCCUGAUCUAAAUCCUGCCUUAUAUAUAUUUCUUUCCAAGUAUUUGUUGUAAUAUUAUUUCAUGAACUUUGUUUGCUAUGUAAUAUUUGGCAUCUCUAUAGACUUGGUUUGUCUAGCUAUUGCUUAUUAUACAGUGGCUUGCGAAAGUACAUUUACAUUUACAUUUAAGUCAUUUACCAGACGCUCUUAUCCAGAGCGACUUACAAAUUGGUGCAUUCACCUUAUGACAUCCAGUGGAACAGCUACUUUACAACAGUGCAUCUAAAACUUUUAUGGGGGGGGGGGG